AUGUCCGCUGAGGCCGCUACUAAGACUGAGGCCGUGCCCUCGCUCGAGGUCGACGCUGCCGGUGUCCCUGUCGUCGAGGGCAAGACCGCUGAUGAGGUCACCACCGCAAUGGACAAGUCUGCCAAGCAGAUCUACUUCUACUUCUCCGACUCGAACCUGCCCGUGGACAAGUUCUUCUUCUCGCUCACGGCCUGCAACGAGCAGGGCUGGGUCCCUAUCAAGACCAUCCUCACCUUCAAGCGUAUGCGCGAGUUCCAGGCCUUUGGCGUCCCAGUUGUUGCUGAGGCGCUUCGCAAGGCAGCCGAGGCUGAGGGCAGCCACCCCCUCGUCGCUGUUUCCGAGGACGGCGCCAACGUCCGCCGUGUCCGGCCCCUUGAGCCAGUUACGGACGCGUGGGAGCGCUCGGUUUAUGUGAAGGGCUUUGGAGAGGGCGACAACGAGACAAACACACAGGAGAAGAUCGAGGAGUGGUUCGAGCAGUUUGGCAAGAUCAACGCCGUCCGUCGCCGCAAGGAGGACAUUGAGGGCAAGGGCAUGGCUGGCAAGGGCAAGGGCGCGUUCAAGGGUUCCGUCUUCGCCGAGUUUGCGUACGCGUCCGAGAUGGCCAAGUUCCUCGAGAACAAGGCCGACCACCCCAAGUUUAUCGAGAGCGAGGAGCUGGUUAUCGAGUCCAAGAACGACUACGUUAAGCGCAAGUGCAAGGAGAAGGGCAUCCCCGAGUCGGAGAUCCACCGCUCUCGCCCGGAGCGCAACGCGCCCCGCAAGUUUAACGCUUUCCGCGAGAUGAACAAGAUCUCUGAGGGCCGGAGCGGCGACCUCGCCAAGAUCCCCAAGGAUGUGGAGAUUGUUGGCGAGGCCCCCGCCGUCGAUGGCGGUUUCAAGCGCAAGCGCGAGGACGGUGACAACGAGGGCCGCCGCGAGAAGAAGGAGCGGACCCCCCUCACCUUUGAGUACAAGGGUGUGCGUCUUGAGAUCGACGACAAUGGUCAGAUCAAGAACCCUGCCGAGGUGCCGUUCGAGGACGGCUGCGCCGUCAAGUUUACCGUCCAGGGCGAGGACAACUGGAAGGACCUCAAGGCCAAGGUUGUUGAGACUGCCAUCUCUGACGUCUUCAUGGCCCUCCCCGCAGGUGCCAAGGUCGGUACGAUCGCGCACCAGAGCUCUACCAAGAUCACCGAUGAGGAGCUUGACAAGCUCGUCGGCGCCGGUCUCCAGUACGGUGGCAGUGCGGUCACGUGGGAGCGCAUGAACGAGGAGGAGCAGCGCGAGUUCUGGGUCAAGCGUGCCAACUACCAGGCCAGCGUCAAGCACAAGGAGGCAAAGGAGGCGCGCCGUCACGAGUGGAAGGGUGGCCGUGGUCGUGGUGGUCGUGGUGGACGUGGCGGCCGUGGCCGUGGCGGUUUCCGUGGCCGUGGUGGGGGUAACCGCGGUGGCGACCGCAACCGCGAGAGGGCUGCUGCGGCCGCUGCCGGUCUCCCGCCUACCGUCGGUUCUGUCAAGUCUGAUUAA
Messenger RNA from Cutaneotrichosporon cavernicola, 1509 nucleotides. RefSeq lists its product as uncharacterized. Bases 1 to 1509 code for a protein of 502 amino acids. The record is from RefSeq and is a predicted model, not a curated record. NCBI's taxonomy places the organism in Eukaryota, Fungi, Basidiomycota, Tremellomycetes, Trichosporonales, Trichosporonaceae. Gene Ontology annotation, molecular function: RNA binding. Gene Ontology annotation, cellular component: ribonucleoprotein complex; nucleus. Gene Ontology annotation, biological process: RNA processing. The transcript is spliced from 5 exons.